Ceutorhynchus assimilis (cabbage seed weevil) is the source of this 1490-nucleotide messenger RNA. NCBI's taxonomy places the organism in Eukaryota, Metazoa, Arthropoda, Insecta, Coleoptera, Curculionidae. The record is from the annotation of a GenBank genome assembly.
AUUCGUUUCGUUGUUUAAUCUUUAAUGAAACUUCAGCUGCUACAAAUGGAAUAAAAAAUAUAGCAAAGUUAAAUCAAAAAUGUUUUGGGGUGUUACUCCAGCCUUGGAUUUGUUCAGCGAAUUCAAAGUUCACUCAGAAACGAAAUUCUUAAAUGUAGAUUUUAAUAUAUUAAUCAUUGGAGGUACAGAUGCCAGACAUAUCCUAAAAACUAUUGCCAGAAGAUAUCGACAUAAAGGAAGCAUCAAAUUGAACUUCUAUGUUAUUGAAUCCUGUAUGGAAACCAUCGCCAAGCAAUUAUUGCUUCUCAUAACAGCUCUCCAACCUCAAAACACUAUGGGUUUGGACCAAAAAACCAAAGUUUUCAUGGAGCUGUAUGGAAACACGAUUUUACGACCUUAUACUGCCAAAUAUUUAACCGAUUUGUCUCACGAGUUGGUUAGAAUGAUUACUGAUCCUGAUUAUUUGAGACAGAAAAUCGAUUUUGUCAACAUGAAAAUUAAAUACAAGGAAAGAGACUAUUUGGAAAACUUGGUGAAGUUUUGGAGUGCCAAGGAUGAAUUUAAUAUUGUUAAUAUUUGGGACAGACGUUUAAGACAAAAUCUUGGAGUAAGAUAUGACUCGAAAGCUGGUGCUUUUGAUUGGGAUCUUCACAUGCGUAUGCACCAACUCGGAGGAGGCAAACAAGUCUGCGACCAGGAAUACAAAAGUUUUCGUUCGAACGGAAUGGCAUUUUCCUGGAUUGAAUCUGAAGUUUCGAGACCAAAUAGGAGUUUUGUGUGUGCCACGAUGCCAAAUGGUGAAAGUUUUGCGCAUUACGGGUAUUUGGGCGAUAUGGAAACUGGCCCGUUCGUAAGUUUUGGGCUUGAGUGUGAGGACGAAGAUUUUCUUAAGUCAACAAAUAUGAAGAAUGCGUACAGAGCAACGGAUGUGACCGAAAGAAACUUGAAGCAAAUUUUCUACGAAAUAGAGAAUCAACAGGAGUAUGAACACAUAAGGAAAAACAAUAUGGAGCUUGGUUAUGCGAUUAUUAAGCAAGACAAAAUAGUGCUCGAUCUUAAGACUCCAGAAACGUCUCGUGACUUUAUCAAAGAUUGCGUAAAAGUUGAAAAUGUCUCCGUUAAUAUUUUAUCCAUCAAAGCUCUGGAAGACAUGAGACACAAACCAAAUUACGAUAAUUUUUUCGAUGUAAUUUAUUUCGCUCAUAAUUACAUGCAGAAGCAUUUUGACCAUGAUAUUGUGGAUAAAAUUCUUAAAGAGGAUUUCUUGCUAAUUGCGGAACAUCCUCUUUAUGUUAUAGCCAACAGGAAAAAUGAUUUAGAAGAAUAUGUUAAGACCGUCAAGGAAAAAACUUCUAAAAUGAAGUCUAAUUUGUUGAAAUUUGAUUUGGAAAAAGAUUGUUACCUGAAGUAUGUUAAGAAAAAUUGAAAAAAAAUUCAAGUUUGUUAUAUACAAAAUAAAGUUGGUAUUUUAUUCGGUGUCUGAAGGAACU